AUGGCUAGACUUCUGAAGACGAACGCCAAAGCCCAAUUUGUGGAUAUCACCCAUGCAAAGCCAGCAGUGGCAACACAGUUUCUUGAAGAGGCAGAUUGGAACGUCGAUAAUGCAUUGAGAGAGUACUACAACCAGAAUCCCCCACAGGAUCCAAAGGUUGGGGCUAUUUUUGAUAAGUAUAGAAGCCCUGAAGAUAAAGACAUUAUCCUGAUUGACGGGACAUUGGAAUACUUGAGUGAUUUGGGGUUUGAUCCAGAGGAGCUCUUGAGUUUGACGCUUGCAUAUGUUUUAGAGAGUCCCCAGACGGGUGAGUUCCAUAGAGAUGCUUUUGUUCGUGUGUGGCUGACGCUAUCGAUAAACACUCUAGAAGGUAUGCGCCAGCACGUUGUGCAGAAGCAAAAGGCCAUGGAUUCUUCCGUGGAGGAGUUUGAGCCGUUCUACCAGUUCGUGUUUGAAUUUGUAAGGGGCUCAGAUACACGGAUCAAGGUCAUUGGCUUUGAAGAGUCUGUUAUUUAUUGGCAAAUGCUCUUGGAUACUCGUUUCCCUGCUUCUAAAGAAAGACUACAGCAAUGGUACGAGUUCAUCGAGGAGACUAAGAAAAGCAUCACAAGAGAUUCAUGGAACAUGUUCUUUAAGUUUCUCGUGCAAGUUGUGGAAAAAGACCCAUCAUCCCUUUCAGCAUACGACGAAGCAAGCGCAUGGCCUUCUGUGGUCGACGAGUACAUGGAAUGGCUCGAGGAGAAUGGAAAACUACAAACAUCUGAAGAUACGGCGAUGAUAAAUUAA
Messenger RNA from Candidozyma haemuli, 786 nucleotides. RefSeq names its product NEDD8 ligase. The transcript has 2 exons. Lineage: Eukaryota; Fungi; Ascomycota; Pichiomycetes; Serinales; Metschnikowiaceae. Bases 1 to 786 code for a protein of 261 amino acids. Gene Ontology annotation, cellular component: ubiquitin ligase complex. Gene Ontology annotation, molecular function: ubiquitin conjugating enzyme binding; cullin family protein binding; ubiquitin-like protein binding. The record is from RefSeq and is a predicted model, not a curated record. Gene Ontology annotation, biological process: positive regulation of ubiquitin-protein transferase activity; protein neddylation.